This is a messenger RNA of Raphanus sativus (radish), 676 nucleotides long. RefSeq names its product NADH dehydrogenase [ubiquinone] 1 alpha subcomplex subunit 8-B. NCBI's taxonomy places the organism in Eukaryota, Viridiplantae, Streptophyta, Magnoliopsida, Brassicales, Brassicaceae. The coding region runs from base 126 to 449 and encodes 107 amino acids. The transcript is spliced from 3 exons. Gene Ontology annotation, biological process: mitochondrial electron transport, NADH to ubiquinone. The record is from RefSeq and is a predicted model, not a curated record.
GGCCCAGAGUGGCCCAUUUUAUCUAAACAACUCUCACCUGGUUCUGUUAUCUCUCUCUGUUCAGUGGAGAAGAAGAUCCAAAUCGAUUCGUUGAAAAGUCUCAGGGACAAUCUAAUUUGUGAGCUAUGUCGAGUGCUGCGGUGGACGCGACGGGGAACCCGAUCCCUACAUCUGCGGUGUUGACUGCCUCAGCGAAGCAUAUAGGUCUAAGAUGUAUGCCUGAGAACGUUGCGUUUCUCAAAUGCAAGAAGAACGAUCCAAACCCUGAGAAAUGUCUCGACAAGGGUCGUGACGUCACUCGCUGUGUCCUUGGCUUGCUGAAGGAUCUUCACCAAAAGUGCCAAAAGGAGAUGGAUGACUAUGUUGGGUGUAUGUAUUACUACACAAAUGAGUUUGAUCUGUGUAGGAAAGAGCAAGAAGCCUUCGAGAAAGUCUGCCCCCUGAAAUGAAGUUACUGUCUCAUGUUUUAAUUUGUAAUCUCCUAAUAAAGCAGCAUGUUCAUUUUUGAAUGAGCUUUACUCCCUCUCCUCUUAUUCUUGUCAUCACCAUUCUUUCCUUUCAAAUGUUGUCGAAGUGAGUUCUCAGAGACUUCAACAUAACUCAGUUUUCAUUGCUUGAUGGUUAUUUACUCAGAGCAUAAGCGAUUUCACGAGGAAAAAUCUGGUUUAUUUACUUA